AUGAGUAUUAACAGAAUAAAUAAAAUUAUUCUAUGUUCAAAAGUUGAAUUAAAAUCGAUAGAAAAAAUGGAAUUUUAUACUAGCACAACAAAUGAUGUAGUAAAAGACUUUUGUGAAUAUUUUCUACCAACAUUAAAAUAUAACAAUUUCCAUGUAGCCUAUACUUUUAAUACUGUUCAAGACCAUGAAAAAAUUAUCCUAUGGCCAAGGAACAAAUAUAUGUAUAGUAUCAACUUGAAUUUAUAUAAAUAUAGUCAUCAAUUGUAUAACCGAAUAUUAUUUUUGGAUUCCAAAUUUUCAGAAUCUCAGUCUUAA
Plasmodium vinckei vinckei is the source of this 315-nucleotide messenger RNA. RefSeq names its product conserved Plasmodium protein, unknown function. Bases 1 to 315 code for a protein of 104 amino acids. Lineage: Eukaryota; Apicomplexa; Aconoidasida; Haemosporida; Plasmodiidae. The transcript has 3 exons. The record is from RefSeq and is a predicted model, not a curated record.